Messenger RNA from Drosophila guanche, 1647 nucleotides. RefSeq lists its product as uncharacterized. Lineage: Eukaryota; Metazoa; Arthropoda; Insecta; Diptera; Drosophilidae. Bases 344 to 1639 code for a protein of 431 amino acids. The record is from RefSeq and is a predicted model, not a curated record. The transcript has 4 exons.
GUUAUCUUUUUUGAAGUGUCACAUUUAUUUUGAGAUGGUUAGUCAUAGUAGUUUCGCUUGGUGAGGUAUUCGGAUUUGUAAGCAACGCCCAAUACGGCCAUUUAAUUCGUGUUCGUGUAAGAUUUGUUCCUAUUCCGCGUGCGUUUAAUAAUAUUACUCGUCGGUAUCCUCGUUCUCGUAAAACUCGUCGUAUCCCCAUCGUUAGGGGGCCUUGUUUGGAUCGCGCGAACCAUUAAUAAUCGAAAUAUAUUAUAUCCUAUACCCGUACUAAAAUCGCGUGCGCCGUUACGUCGUUAUUAUAUCGAAUAGUGUCUGAAUUGUUCUUGCAGGAAGCUCGGGAGAUAUGUUAAAGAUCGCGAAACCUAACGAAUUCGAUUUGGUAUUUAAGCUCGGGAUUCCGCACUCCCGGGAAAUAAUUGUGACGCGAGAUUCGGGAAUGCCAGGAAACGUUUUACUCAACAUGACGCGAGUGUUGCAACUACUGGAAAACGAUCGUGGCGUGGAUCAACAGAAUAUUCACCGACUGUUAAAAUCACUUGUAAACGCGCAGAACUUCCUCGUCGUGGAAAAGAUGCAGAGCUGGCUUCAAAGCCGCUUCCGUCGUGCUCUCAACAGGCUCAAGCAUUCAAUCGUAGUGGAUGGCAAAGCGUCUAGACUUAAAUAUCGCAUUUGUGGGCCGGCCCACACCCUCGAAGUCGAAGGAAUGGACUAUUCUGUUGAUUUUGUUCCUGCCAUCCGACUGGAUGCCGAGCAGAACGUGUUUCGGUCCGAGCAGCUUAAUUUCUUCGCGAACAUAGCCUACUGGGAAGCGAUACCAAAACCCUUUAAAAACCCUCUCAUAACCGAAAGCAUUUCGUUUAGAUCUUCCCACUACAAGGCCGAGCAGGCCGUCUUGAGGGGUAAACAUGAAAAUUGCCGGAAUGCAAUCAAGUACAUUAAGAAGUUUCGCGAUGUCAAGACAAAUUUACACAACUUAAAGAGUUAUUUUAUUAAGACCCUGUUUUUAUGGAAGAUUAGGUCCGAACCGGAUGCUUACUGGCACAAACCGCUCACAGCAAUCUUGAUCGAUAUGUUCGAUGAGCUGUCUGAGUGCUUGUGCCAAGGAAGACUAGACUUUUUCUGGGAUCCCAAGCUAAACAUGCUGGAUAUCUAUACAACGGAGCAAAAACUGGAAAUGUAUCGAUGUGUCGAAGGUAUGCCGGGAAAGCUAAGAAGUGCGGCUAGAGAUCCCACAUACCGCAGAUUGUUGACUGUCCUGCAGGCUUUCAGUCACAAGGACGAAUCCAUUGCCAUCCCUAGAUGUUACCCGGGAAAGUUAUAUCCAAAACGUCUAAGCAAUGGGUCUUACACUAGCCCCCUUGAGAUUAAAUUCCACACAAUGGAUCAAACAAUCGAAAUUUUUCAACAGGGUACGACGAGAGAUACCUCAUGUCGUUGUUUGUUGCCUGUUGUUCUGCGGGCUCUCAAUCAUAAGGUGUGCAUUGCUUCUGCAAGUUCUUACCCUCCCAAACGGAAUUGCGUCAAGCGCCUAACUAAAUCACGCCCGUUGAUGUCGUCUGGGCUCAUUAUAUACAAAAAUGAAAAUUGCGAGCUUGGUGUCGCUGGGUCGCUGGUUAAUAAAAACCACUUGCAGUAUUGAUACUCUUA